This is a messenger RNA of Phodopus roborovskii (desert hamster), 4460 nucleotides long. RefSeq names its product ring finger protein 157 (gene Rnf157). Gene Ontology annotation, molecular function: ubiquitin protein ligase activity. Gene Ontology annotation, biological process: protein ubiquitination. Gene Ontology annotation, cellular component: cytoplasm. The record is from RefSeq and is a predicted model, not a curated record. NCBI's taxonomy places the organism in Eukaryota, Metazoa, Chordata, Mammalia, Rodentia, Cricetidae.
GGUGCCGGGCGGAGGAUGCUGCGCGCCCCGCAGGCCGCUCCCCGCCGCCCAGCCGCAGCGCCUCAGCCGAGCGGGCCGCGGCGGGGCCCCGAGCCCCGCAUCGGGCGUGCGGCCGGCCGGCGCGCUGAGGCGCGGAGAGCGGAGCCCGGCGACGCCGCGGUCGCAGCGGCCAUGGGGGCCCUAACGAGCCGGCAGCACGCGGGCGUGGAGGAGGUGGACGUCCCGUCCAAUUCCGUGUACCGCUACCCGCCCAAGUCCGGCAGCUACUUCGCCAGCCACUUCAUCAUGGGAGGAGAGAAGUUUGAUUCCACGCAUCCGGAGGGGUACCUGUUUGGAGAGAACAGCGACCUGAACUUCCUGGGGAGCAGGCCAGUGGCGUUUCCUUACGCUGCCCCACCUCCCCACGAACCUGUGAAGACACUGAGAAGCCUGAUCAACAUCCGGAAGGACACGCUGAGACUCGUCAAGUGUGCCGAGGAAGUGAAGGGUCAUGGAGAAGAGGCAGGCAAAGCUAAGGUUCACUACAAUGUCGAGUUCAUCUUUGACACAGAUGCCCGGGUAGCCAUCACCAUCUACUAUCAGGCCACUGAGGAAUUCCAAAAUGGUAUUGCCAGCUACAUUCCAAAAGACAGCAGCCUGCAGUCGGAGACCGUGCAUUACAAGCGAGGGGUGUGCCAGCAGUUCUGCCUGCCCUCCCAUACUGUGGACCCCGCAGAGUGGGCAGAAGAGGAGCUUAGCUUGGACCUGGACCGGGAGGUUUACCCUCUGGUGGUGCAUGCCGUGGUGGAUGAAGGAGACGAGUAUUUUGGCCACUGCCACGUGCUUCUGGGCACUUUUGAGAAGCACACAGACGGGACCUUCUGUGUUAAGCCCCUCAAGCAGAAGCAAGUGGUAGACGGGGUCAGCUACCUUCUUCAGGAGAUCUACGGGAUCGAAAACAAGUAUAACACACAGGAUUCUAAGGUGGCUGAGGAUGACGUGAGUGAUAACAGUGCCGAGUGUGUGGUGUGUCUCUCAGAUGUCCGAGACACCCUGAUCCUGCCCUGCCGCCACCUGUGCCUCUGUAACACCUGUGCAGACACCCUGCGCUACCAGGCCAACAACUGUCCCAUCUGCCGGCUGCCUUUCCGGGCACUGCUUCAGAUCCGAGCCAUGAGGAAGAAACUGGGCCCUUUGUCUCCAACCAGCUUUAACCCCAUCAUCUCGUCCCAGACGUCAGACUCGGAAGAGCAUUCUUCCUCAGAGAACAUUCCACCAGGCUACGAAGUGGUGUCUCUCCUGGAGGCCCUCAAUGGGCCCCUCCCCCCAUCCCCAGCUGCCCCUGCACUUCAUGUCCUUGGAGAUGGCCACCUCUCGGGAAUGCUACCAUCAUAUGGCAGCGAUGGCCACCUGCCCCCCAUCAGGACGCUGUCCCCCCUUGACCGCCUGUCUGACUGCAGCAACCAAGGACUCAAACUCAAAAAGAGCAUAUCCAAAUCCGUUUCCCAGAAUUCUUCUGUGCUACACGAAGAGGAAGAUGAGCGCUCAUGCAGUGAGUCUGAGACCCAGCUCUCUCAGAGACUGUCUUCCCAUCAUCCUGAGGAGGGAUGUGAUGUGACUCCAGAGAGUGAGAACCUUACCCUGUCGUCGUCAGGGGCUGCUGACCAGUCAUCUUGCACAGGGACUCCCCUGUCUUCUACCAUCUCCUCCCCAGAAGACCCUGCUAGCAGCAGCCUGGCCCAGUCAGUCAUGUCCAUGGCACCCUCCCAGAUCAGCACUGACACAGUGUCCUCCAUGUCUGGCUCCUACAUUGCCCCUGGAACAGAAGAAGACGGAGAGGCCCUGCCCUCCCCCCUAGCUGCCAGCAGGGCUACCUCUGGAGAGGGGACACCAGCAGAGUCCCCAGACAGCAAUUUUGCUGGCCUUGCAGCUGGAGAACAGGAUGCAGAGGGAAAUGACAUCAUAGAGGAAGAGGAUGGAUCACCCGUGCAAGAAGACGGCCAGAGGACUUGCGCAUUUCUAGGCAUGGAGUGUGACAAUAACAAUGACCUUGACAUGGCAAGCGUGAAAGCACUGGACAAUAAGCUGUGCGCUGAGGUCUGCUUACCCGGUACAUGGCAGCAUGAUAACAUAGUCAGCCGUCUCAGUACCCAGUGCCGGCACUCAUCAUCUAGCAGCCUGGAGGACCCUGAAGACGACAGUCCUUGUGGAUGGGACCCUUUGGCUGUCUGAGGGCACCUGCACCUGGGCCCCCUCCUGUCCCUGCAUUCCAUCUGUCCUCACUGGACCACGGGCCUUCUGGGCAUCUUCAAUAAGACACGUGGACUUUAUACUCACAUGGAGGCAGGAUGUGGGGAGCAACCUCAUCUGUGGCAGCCAUGAUGCUUACCCUCUCAGAAAGAACCGGAAGUGAACUGUAACACAGCAGCCAAGCCCAGCCAGCCUGGUUGUUUCUUUAGCCUUUCCUCCUCUGAGGAGAGACCAAAAAGACUUGGGGAGUUGGCAACUUUGUUACAGACAGGUUCUGGUCUCUGGCACCUCAUGACCAAUUAGAAACCUAACUUGGAGUGUGGUCAGGGUUGGCUCCAUGAGGGAGGCCACCUGCACUCUGGCCUUCCAGACCACCAGGAGCUCCUGUCUCAAGCCUAUGAAGUCGGGAGGGUGACUGAAAGCCAGAUCUGCUGACAGAGCGGGUCUCCUGUGUCUCCUGCUUAGGAUGGUCACUCUUGCAAGGCCUUGUCCUCCUCAGGUGCAGUCAGGAAGGCCUGCUGGGUCACACCCCCACCCCCUACCGGGUACAGUGCUAGGGCUGAGUGCUACCAUAGCCCAUCUCACUACAGCCUUUGAGAGGGAGUCUCAAACACAACUACCCUCUCUCUACCCCCUUUUAACAGCUGAAAAACUAAACUAAGAGCAUGGGAACACCAAGGAAGUGUCGAAGCUCUGAGCCAAGCUGGAUCACCUGGGGACCAAAGGAUUAGAAACCCCCCCCUCCCCUAGUGUAUUUAUUCCUCCCCUGUCUUUCAGGUCUUGACGGGUGAGAGGGGCAGACCUCCAUGGGCUCGCCAGAGCUUAGAGAUCCCUCCAGUCAGCACUCACAGCCACGGCGGAAGCUGGCCAGAAAUUGUGGGGUGUCCCACCAUUUCAUCUCAGUGGAUCUCUCUCAUGUGGCUCUUAAACAGAUGCCAGUCUACUGGCUUCUGGAAAAGGCAGUUGUUCAGUGGAACAUGAGAUGGCUGGGGGUCAAGAUUACAAACAGUUACUUAUGAGCGGGAUAUGAGGAGCUUUACACUUGGCAAGUGUGGCCCUACAAAAGCUUUCCAAAAACCAGCAGUGCCCAGGAUCCUGGGGGUGGGAUGCGGUGGAGAACUUGGCUUCAAACUUGCUGUGAAGCUGGGGAUGACCUUGAACUUCUGACUUUCCUGCCAGGACUGCCCAAGCAUUAGGGUUACAGCCCUGUACCAUGAUGCACCUCUCCUGUACCUUUUUUGUGGGAAUCACACCCUGGAGGGAGCCUGAAGUGUGGUAAACUGAGUCUGAGAGCCCACGUGCACCAUUUCUGACCACCCUGUGGACUCAGCCAUUCCCAGCCCCACUUGAUGUCCUUUCUGUCCCCUAGCAUUCACACUUGAGGGCGGAGCAAAAUCCACACUUCCUCAAAGAAUGAAGCGGAGGCAACAGGGAAGUUCCCCUAGCCCGGGGUGGGUGGUGCACACAGACCCACCCCCUCCCCAGGCAGGCAGGCGGGUGGGCAGGAGGUAAGCGGUAUUCACAGUGUGGUGUGACCUGGAAGACGGGGGUAGCUGAGAUGAAGGAAAUGCAGGUAAACAGUAGCCACAGUGGCCAGGAACACCCCCCCCCCAGCAAGAGCCCAGUUGGCCUAAGCCCCAUAAUCUAGUUCCUAGGCUAGAGCACCCAUCACUGCCCCUCACUCUGUACUUUAGUUCUUGGCAAGCAGAAAUAGCCCAUCCACAGAGGCCGACCUCCAUCAGCUGCCACACUCAACCCAGUCUGUCAUUUGGAAACAGUCCCCAUCCCCAUGCCAGGACUGACCACGAGUAGGGUGGGGGCCUUUUCCUGGAGGGCCUUUGGCUCCUCACCACACUACCACUGGUACCACUCCAUGCUCUGGGUACUGUAGUGGCCUGGGUUUCCCUUGACUUUACCUGAUUUCAUACCGCCAGAGUUUAUUACCCACCCUCGCCCCCGCGGCAUCUUCUGGACGUAGACACUAAGCCAUGUAUCUCGCUGGGGCGCUAGUCCUGCCCACCUGGUGUUGGCAUGCUGGUUGCUCACUUUGUCUUAGGGCCCGCACACCUGGUGUGUGUGUGUGUGCGCGCGCGCGAGCUGUUUGUGCUGUCUGUGUGCCCUUCACUCUCCUGGAGUACACUAGUUGGCACACUACAGUGGGGACAUCAAAAUGCAAUAUUUAUGGAUUGCUGCAUGAUUCUUAAAAGUGAAUAAAGCUGUUUACAAGGGAA